Molecule: messenger RNA, 1255 nt
Organism: Melanaphis sacchari
Lineage: Eukaryota; Metazoa; Arthropoda; Insecta; Hemiptera; Aphididae
Product: lachesin-like
Exons: 7
Coding region: 317-1240 (307 amino acids)
Biological process (GO): synapse organization
Cellular component (GO): neuron projection membrane
Source: RefSeq, a predicted model, not a curated record
CAAAACGGUUUUAGACACAUGAAAAUAUUCGGUUCACAUGCACUAUACACUAUUCACGAACACACACAUGAAUACACGAGCCUCUUGUGUGGAAGAAGUAACAAUACCGACGCAACUGCCAAAUGGCCCAGUUGCUUCCAUGUGGUUUUGACUUUACGAUGUACUGCCGCGUGUGCGUUCACGAUUUUUGAACCCAAUGUGCGAUACUAAGACCUAAGUUCGAAAAAUAUUAUCUUUUCAAAUCGAAGUGAAUAGUGUGGUAUAGUUGUAAAGUAAUUAUUAUUAUUUGAUUUCAAACGAAAAUGAAUUUUAAAAGAUGAAGUGUUUACUGUUGAUUUUGUUCAUCGCGCAAACUGUAUACCAAAUCAGAGUUGCAGGUAGUGUAAUAAAAAAAAAAAUCGACGAACAACCAAAAACGUAUUUUGAAAAUGCGCCACAAAAUGUGUUUGCGUCCGCAGGCCAAAACGUCUUACUGCCAUGCCGGGUGAGGCAUUUAAACGAUAAAGUGGUUUUGUCAUGGAUUAGAAUGCGUGACUUACAUAUACUUACUUCUGGACCAUAUUUGUUUACUAAUGAUGGCCGGUUUGGAAUUCAACAUCCUCUGAGAGAUUCUGCUGUUUGGAAUUUGCAGAUAAAAGAUGUAUCGCCGAAAGACAUGGGUUCUUAUGAGUGCCAAGUUAAUACUGAGCCAAAAAUUAAGUUUUUGGUCAAUCUGACUAUUUUUGAGUCCGAUGUGAUGAUCGGUGAUAUGGGAGAAACCAGUUUUAACGAGGAUGAACACCAAUCUGACGUAGUCGACCAGCAGUCAAAGACGUCCAACUACGAACCGUUGGAGAGACGAAUGACGCCGGGUGGAUCGAUAACAUUCACCUGUAGGAUCGGUCUGAUCGAUCAGAACCAUCAGAGUAUACAGUGGUAUCACAACGAAAAGCUAAUAUCGAUAAUGGACCGCAGAGGAAGUUUGAGUGUGGAGACAGACAGGUCAUCGAAUUUUUUCGCCAGUCGUCUUACACUUGCCAGCGUUACUAAAGCUGAUUCUGGAAAGUACACUUGCAAAUCUGGCAAUACAAAUUCUACUACUUUUACACUACAUGUUAUUUCACCAGCGAAUGGAUUAGCUUUGCAAGAUGGUUUGACAUCAAAAGGUUCACAUAAUUACCAACCCGAUUAUGUUAUGUCAAUUAUCAUAUUUAAUCACAUUUUAUGUUCAAUAUUUGUAUUUAAAUUGCUGCAAUGGUAAACAUAAUAUUUGUAA